Messenger RNA from Daucus carota subsp. sativus, 1546 nucleotides. RefSeq lists its product as uncharacterized. Gene Ontology annotation, cellular component: endoplasmic reticulum. The coding region runs from base 136 to 1236 and encodes 366 amino acids. Gene Ontology annotation, molecular function: calcium ion binding. The record is from RefSeq and is a predicted model, not a curated record. Lineage: Eukaryota; Viridiplantae; Streptophyta; Magnoliopsida; Apiales; Apiaceae. The transcript is spliced from 7 exons.
GUGUUGUCAUGUUGCUUAAUCAUAUGAUUAGUGAAGUUCAUUACUGGAUUUACUUAAACACCUCCUCCUCCUCUUCUUCUUCUUCAACAAGUCUGCAAAAAACACACACACACCCCUUCAUCAGAUCUUCACAAAAUGGGUCAAGUCUCCGUAAUCAUCUACAUUACACUAGCCAUUCUCCUCCUCCUCUUGAUUUCCCACUCCCCCACCACUAAACCCUCUCACCACCCUCACCGCCGCCUCAAACUCCGAUCAAACUUCUCCUUCUCCGACCACUCCAAGCCCACCCACAUCCCCUUCGACCCCAUUGUCGCCAAUAUCGAGAGAAAGAGGGAGGACAGGCUGUGGGAGAAGGCCCAGUUCCAGCUCGAUCAGCCUGCCCCGGGCCAAGAAUCACAGCCCGAGUGGGAGGAUUUUAUGGACGCUGAGGACUAUUUGAAUGAUGAGGACAAGUUUAAUGUCACUAAUAGGAUUGUGCUGUUGUUUCCGAAAAUUGAUGUGAGGCCUCAAGAUGGGGUUUUGAGUGAGGAUGAGUUCACUGAGUGGAAUGUUAAGCAGGCGCAGAGGGAGACUUUGUAUAGGAGUAAGAGGGAUAUGGAGAUUCAUGAUAAGAAUCGGGAUGGGUUGGUGUCGUAUGAUGAGUAUGAUCCGCCUAGCUGGACCAGGAAAUCAGAUAAUGAUUCAUCUGGAUAUAAUAUGGGUUGGUGGAAAGAGGAGCAUUUCAAUGCAUCAGAUGCAGAUGGAGAUGGAGUUUUAAACUUGACAGAAUUCAACAACUUUUUGCAUCCAGCUGACAGUGGUAGUCCCAUGCUAUUUCAAUGGUUGUGCAAUGAAGAAGUAAGGGAAAGAGAUACGGACAAAGAUGGCAAGCUUAAUUUUAAAGAAUUUUUUCAUGGGCUAUUUGAUCUUGUACGGAACUAUGAAGACGUUGGUCAUAAUUCGUCACAUGGGUUGGAUGACUCUAGGGAUGCUCCAGCCAAAAAGUUGUUUGCGGAGCUAGACUCAGACAAUGAUGGAUAUUUAUCAGGUACAGAACUGCUGACUAUAAUUGGAAAACUUCAUCCAUCGGAGCAUUAUUAUGCUAAACAACAGGCAGACUUUGUCAUCCAACAGGCUGAUACUGAUAAAGAUGGACAUCUGACCUUAGCUGAGAUGAUUGAUAACCCUUACGUAUUCUAUAGUGCAAUAUUCAGCGAAGAUGAAGAUGAUUAUGGGUACCAUGACGAGUUCCGUUAAUUCCAACAUAUUAGGCAGUAUCUCGGAAACAUUGAAAUUGUAGCAUACAAAAAGGUUGUACACGUAAAGGGACAUGGUGAACCUCAGAAGAACGAUAGCAAGAGAUAUAUAGGGGGUGAAUUCAAGCAUCUAGUUCUGGCUAGUAAGCUGAUCUCGAUCAUCCAACUCACCUUACACCAUUUCCCUGUUAGAUUAUAUUAUCAUCUAGCCAUAUGUAUUAGUCGUGUAUAAGGGGACUCUUUCAUAUUCUUCGAUUCACACACAUUUGUAAAUCAUCUUUCUGGUAUAGUAAAAUUUGCUUUCCAAGUCA